AUGCUAAACUCCAAGCGCUCGCAAACGGUAGUGGACAAUGACAAGCAACCUUCUUGCAGGCCUGUGCAUCCGCUCCCAUACAGGACCAUAUACCAAGAGCUCAUUUGGAGUAACCGGACUGUGAUAGCCGCGUCGUCAGCUGCUGUGGUCGGUGUUGUAGCUGGAUAUCCAUUUGAUUCUAUAAAGACACGAAUGCAAACCGAACCCUAUGACUCAAUUACUGCUUGUGUCCGACAAACGUACAGGGAAGAAGGUGUACGAGGCUUUUUUAGAGGUGUAUUACCGCCUUUGGUGACCGUGAGCAUCAUCAAGUCAAUCUCGUUUUCAGUGUAUGAAGAAACCAAGACCUUUCUCAAAGCCAAUUAUCCGUUUUUUGCACGUGAUGACAAUCUACGAUCGGUGAUGGCCAUGUCAACGUUGGGCGGUGCAGCUAGCGGUGCCUUUGUUGCCACUUUCAGCUGUCCUUUUGAGCUUGUCAAGAUCCACAAGCAGCUGGAGAUUCUUCUGUUGCAGGCCAGCAGUAUAUCAACAGGUGCUACUGUGAUGCGUGAAAGGAACAACAAGAGCAACAAUAUUGGUGGUGGAUCAUCCAACAACCUGCCAACCACGUCAAGUUGGCAUUCAGCCAAGGAAAUUGUGCGCUCCAAGGGCAUCUUAGGAUUGUGGUCAGGCUAUGGCUUACACUUUUUGCGGGACACGUUGGGUACUGCUGUCUAUUUUGGUGGCUACGAGACAACCAAAUUUCUACUUUCUGGUCCUGAACGAACAGCGGGUCCCAUGACACAGUUUCUGGCAGGUGGCAUUUGUGGCAUCUUAUGUUGGUUGGCCGUGUUUCCUAUUGAUCUUGUCAAAUCAUUGAUGCAAAAGGAGGUGUUAUCGCCAUGUCGCAAAUACAGGAGUACCAUGGAUUGUGUUAAAGAUAUCUAUCGUUCCAGAGGUGCAAGUGGAUUCUAUCGCGGAAUUACUGUGACCUUGAUUCGUGCAUUCCCCAUCCAUUCGCUCAACUUUUUGGUCUAUGAGCAAACAUUGCUGCUUGUCCGAUACGCCUCCAAUCAUACCCAUGAACAUGUUUCAUUGUAA
Lichtheimia ornata is the source of this 1080-nucleotide messenger RNA. RefSeq lists its product as uncharacterized. Lineage: Eukaryota; Fungi; Mucoromycota; Mucoromycetes; Mucorales; Lichtheimiaceae. Gene Ontology annotation, molecular function: transmembrane transporter activity. Gene Ontology annotation, biological process: transmembrane transport. The transcript is spliced from 7 exons. The coding region runs from base 1 to 1080 and encodes 359 amino acids. The record is from RefSeq and is a predicted model, not a curated record.